Molecule: messenger RNA, 5768 nt
Organism: Homalodisca vitripennis (glassy-winged sharpshooter)
Lineage: Eukaryota; Metazoa; Arthropoda; Insecta; Hemiptera; Cicadellidae
Product: centrosomal protein of 135 kDa-like
Exons: 29
Coding region: 326-5698 (1790 amino acids)
Source: RefSeq, a predicted model, not a curated record
AUUAAAUCUAUCUUACUUAAAAUUAAUUUCAAAUUUAUCUAUAUUUGGUUUAAAGGUUUGGUUUUGAAAAUUAAAGUAGGAUUAUGUAAAUUGGUUGUAGUUGGGGAUUUUUAUCGAUCAUAUAAAGUGUAAAGAAAAGGUUACGUUCGUGAUAGUGAUUAUGUUUAUGUGCGUUGCGUGUUAUUUGACAGUUUCCAACUCCUUCUGCAGCAAGUGUCAGAUUUAUUUCCACAAUUCGUGAUAACUUCUACUUAGAUGUUAGUUCUACUGUAACUCAUAUUAACACUUUCAAUUUUUCGCCUUAAUAAAAUCUAUUUAGGAUAAUAUGACUCCCACUGAAGAGUACUAUCUGAAAAUAAGGAACAAAUUGGAUGAUCUUGGAUAUUUACAACCACUGUCAUUUGAAUCUGUCCUUCUUGUUGACAAACUUCUGGAAGAUCUCUUAAACACAAAGAAGGGCUUGCAGCAUUACAAAAAUGUUGCUCAACAAAGUAUGGAGGCUUGCAGUGAGCUACAAGCAGGAGUUGGACCUUUCAAGGUUGACAACGCCAAACUGAUAAAAGAGAACAACGAUCUUCGCCAGAAGCUGCUCAAAUCGAGGGAAGCUAUUGAAGAUACUAAAGUUGAGCUCAGGAAGGAAAUACGGAGAUUAGAGAAAGAACGGACACUCCAAGAAUAUCUCUGCACUCAACAUGCCUCUAAGAUCACACAAUUGCAGACUGAACUGGCCCAGAAAUCUGCCAAGUUGAUGGAGUAUAGAGGUGUCAAGAACAAAGUGCAUGCAACAGGACCAAAUAAAAAGAGGGAGGAACCGAAAGUGGACAAAGAGCAAAUGCUAGAGGUGAACACUAGAGAUGCAGAGAUAGAGAGGCUGACUCAGCUGUUAACAGAUGGACGCCCACUCAUGGCUGCUCGCAACCAGUGUCCCUGCUGCUCACCGCAGCUGCUCGACUGUCGUCUGCUCACAAAGGUUGCUAUAGUUUACAUUAUAAAUUAUUCACAGGUGAACACUAGAGAUGCAGAGAUAGAGAGGCUGACUCAGCUGUUAACAGAUGGACGCCCACUCAUGGCUGCUCGCAACCAGUGUCCCUGCUGCUCACCGCAGCUGCUCGACUGCUGUCUGCUCACAAAGGUUGCUAUAGUUUACAUCAUUAUAAAUUAUUCACAGGUGAACACUAGAGAUGCAGAGAUAGAGAGGCUGACUCAGCUGUUAACAGAUGGACGCCCACUCAUGGCUGCUCGCAACCAGUGUCCCUGCUGCUCACCGCAGCUGCUCGACUGUCGUCUGCUCACAAAGGAAAAACUAGAAGAGCGCAUUCUCCAGGUGGAGAGGUUGGAGCAGGAAUUAACAGAAUUGAAGAUGACAAAUGCCAAUGUCCUUUCCGACAAGCUGAGUGUGGAUAAGAUCUUGGAAAUCACAUUGGAAGACAAGAAAAGGAUGCACGAUCGCAUCAACGAGCUCACAAUCAUUGAGCAUGACCUGAUGUUGGAGAUAGAGAGGCUGCAGAGGACCAAUGCCUUGCAAAAGUCUCAGUUGGCAGAGUUGGAGGCUCAGGCCACUGAGUCGGUGCGAGUUGCUGAUUCGAACAGAGUAACUCAAGUUUCCAAGCCUAACUCUGUCAAGGCUACAGCCAGACCUGGUUCAGCGAGAUCAGCUGAUCCUAAGAGACCUGGAGGUCAGUCGAAGAAAGUCGUGCUGAGACCCGUACCAGUCGCUCAACCCAAGGUGACCAAGCGUAUGGUGAGGCCCCCGCCAGUCCCCCAUCCGGAGUCAGACAGCCCCACCUCCAUCUCCCCACCACCCCACCACUCCCCCACAUCCCCCACCGACUGGAAGGAACAGCUACUCAAGGAAAGGAAGCAGUUCAAAGAGCAGCUGCACCAGAUCGAGCAGCAGCAGGUGGAACACUGUGCUAAGUUCCAUCCCCCGCCCUGCCCCCGGUCCGCCAGAGCGGAACAACAACAACCUCCUAGGGACGGUGAUAGUCAGUUGAUGUUGCUGGAGAGAAUACAAGCCGAGAGGGACUACUACCACAAGGAGUUCACCAGACUCAGGGACCAGCUGUGUAACAUACCAGACCAUUCCACCGAGAUGACCAGUGGUCCAGCAUCCCCUCAUGCCAAGCUAGAGAGACUGCUGUCGGAGAGAGACUACUAUUUCCGGGAAAUGUGUCGUCUGCGCGACGCCACGACCAAGACUCAUACGGACAAGGCCACCCUGUCGGACUUGGAGAGGCAGUUAGGAGCAAAGCAGGACGAGAUCAAUGUUCUGGAAGGAAAGGUGGCAGACCUGCAACACAGGUUGGCAGCACCUCAGCUGAACGCUGAAGUAUGGAAGAAGAUCAGUGCCAAAGAAGAAGACAUCAGACAGUUGUCUGAGAAGAUCAGAGAACUGGAGCAGCAGAUGGUUUUCCUCAACGGCUCAUACGGCAAUUACACAAACCGACCAAUCCAAUCGUCCAAUUCCAGCUCUGUCACUCCCAUGCACUGCCCAAUCAUUGCGUACAGGUUGGGUAGUACUGAAGAUCUGAAGAGAAGAUUAAAUCUGAAAGAAGAGGAGAUUUUAAAUCUCAGAGAACGGCUGAAACAUGCAGAGAAGAGUAGUUUUUCUCAUGAUCAACAACAGAAUGCUGGUGAACUGUGGAGGAAACUUAACUUGAAAGAAGAGGAAAUCUUAACUUUAAGAGAAAAAAUACGUGAUUUGGAAAGAAACCAAAUGUCAUUUGAUUUCACUCAGGCGAAUGCUGAACUCUGGAGGAAACUAAAUAUAAAAGAAGAUGAACUCUCAAGAAUGCAGGACAAAAUUAGAACUUUAGAACAGAAUAUUUCAGAAUACUCACUUCUGAAAAGAAAGUACAACCAAAAAGAAGAAGAAAACCUAACUUUGCGAGAGCAGAUUCGAGAAUAUGAAUGUAACAAAUGUAAUUCCAGUGGAUUAAACCAGGGAUUGGUGACGAGGUUGGAGAUGGAGCGAGAUGCAGCUAAGGGGGACUGUGUGAGGCUACGAGAGGAGAUAAACACUUUACGAAAUGAUUUGCAGCGACUUAGAGACUGCCAGCACAGUGAGCAGCUGCGACUAGACCAAGCCCAGAAAGACUUUGACAACUGUGUGGCACAGUUCGAGGUCGAGAGACGAAGUCUGACUGGCGAGAUCAAGCAGUUGACUGAGGAGCUACGACAGUUCAAGGAUAAAGUGAGGGAGCUGCAGUCAGAUGCCGGAGAGCAGAGAACACGUUGUAAUCAUCUCAAGCUGGUGAAUGAACAGACAGAACGAGAGCUGCGGACGACGCAGGAUCUGCUGCACCAGACUGAGACCGAGCUUGCCAGUGCUUUGGAUCGUGUGCAGGAACUCAACGACGAGGCCAAGCAGUUGGAGUGGGAUCUCAAAGAGGCUCGGCAAGAGCGUACCUGUCUCAAGGCUAACAUGACCCGUCUAGAUCAAGAAAAAGACUCCCUUCUUAUUAAGGUGGAUGAGAAGACAGAACAAAAUGUGAGGUUGGAGGCAGAGCUGGAGUCACGCAGUUGUCGCAUUGCCAACCUGGAGGCAUUCAUCGCAGAUUUGCAAAAGAAGUUGGAUGUGGCCUUGGACACUGCAGCACGCAGCGAACAGUCCUCCAGACAACACACCCAGGACUCAAACCGGCUGCGGAAAGAUCUGGAGAAGAUUGAACGGUCCAGGGAUGUAGCAGUCAAAGAGAACAGCCGGCUGCAGGACGAUCUGGCAACGGUGACUGCCGACAACCAGCGUCUGAGUCGUAGCCUGGAGGCUUCCAAACGGGAAGUAGAAGACCUGAAACUCCAGCUCCAGCAGUAUGUUGCGGAGGUGCGGCGAGUCACACAGAUACAAGAGGAGAGGGAGGCGGAGAGGGUUGCGUUGCUGGAACAGUUCCGUUCUCUAACAGCUGAGUCCGCUAGUCUGGAGAACAAACAUCACAGUCUAGAGAGUGAGGCGAAGUCUACCAAGAGCUGUUUGCGGGAAGCUCAGAUUCGAAUACAGGACCUCGAGUCCUGCCUUGAAGAGAAGAAUGCAUUGGUGCAUGGCUACGAGAGUCAGAUCAGAGAGCUCACACAGCAAGUUGCCAAGCUGGAGAGGAAACUCAACUCCAGGUCUAGAGCUGAGAACGCCUCCAGGGAUCUUUCUAGAGAGUUGGAGACACAAAAACAUUGUAUGGCUCAGCAGAUUGACCAAGUCACUUGCCAGAAUAGACAGCUCGAGGAAGAGGUGUGCCAGCUAAGGUCAGAAAUGGACCACCUGCGUGAACAACUGGGCAAGGAACGCAAGAACUCUGCCACCUUGGAAAAUGUAUUAGCCAACUCUAGACAAGAAACUCUACAGAGAGCUAAGGACAAUAAUGAACUGAAAGCUCAAGUCCAAUGUCUACAGACAAAGCUAACAGACCUACAGGAUAAACUGGAGCAUGGGUCGGAGGCGCUGCGUCGCUGCCAAGGCGAGUGUGCCGAAUACCAAGUCCAGGUGUCAGAUCUCAAGCGAGAGGUUACCAACCAGAGAUUCGAGAGGGCCAGGAUGGAACAAGCUGGCAGGUGUCGAAGACCGAAGCGAGCCAGAACUCAUCCUCGAUCCCGUUCCCUUCAACGAGACAUGUCCUUGUCUUCGAGCUACAUUUGUCCUUGCUGUUUCCUCAACCGCAUCUCCUUCUUGCGCCAGGCUCCUCGAAUUCCUGGAAAGAUCGCGAAGAGCGUCUCAAAUAAUCAAAUCGGAGUAAAUCCUAGAGAAGAAACAAAAGAUAUGAGUAGUAAUCACAUUUACUCGGAUGUUUCAACAGCACUUACUGAUUAUUCACUGGGAUCUUACAAAGUCAGCAGAAACUUCAGUGACAACGGAGAAGAAUUCAUGUUCCCAGAACGUUUGAUCAGCCCAAAUAUACAGAAAUCUGACAGCACCUUUAUAGUCGACGCGGUUUUAGAGAACACUAGCUUGUUUGAUCUUCCAGGAACACAGCAUGCUUCGAGGACCGAUGAGUCUACUUAUCAAACCGAAACGUUAGCAAGUGAGAUCGAUCUGAUGUUGCAAGAGCAAAGAAAAUUCGUCAAAAAAUUUGAUCUGCCCAUAUCUGAUGAUGGAAGGUUCAAGCUGAACGCAAAUGUAAUGUGCAGCCAAGGCGACUUUUUAACACAAGAAUUGACAACUGGCAAAGAGAAAAACAGACAAAAGGAUUCAUCAAUAAAAAAACUAAAAAUUUGUAAAACAGCCAAGGAGAAAGCAUCUUAUCUUGCAAGUGGUGAUCAGGAUGGUGUAAUACAGACCAAUGAUGCCAUCGGUCCAGAAGUUGUUCUCAAUCUCAGUCGCAAAGAUGAAAAUAAACUCAAAACAAAAAGUAAUAAACCCAGUUUUCAUUUUAACGAGGAACCAGUGAAACUACCAAAAACAUUUGAACUGACAUUUUCAACUGACAUAGAUGCCGACAUAAAUAAAGAUACUUUUACUGACAAAAAUAUCAGUGUAAAAAUGUUGUUCUUCCCGCAGAACAGACUGAACUGUAGUAGCUCUUCAUUUGACACACACGGCGACAAGUCAGCGACAGACUCCUUAGUGUAUGUGACGGCUGCCAACAGUCUAGCGGACUUGGUCAGGGGUUCUGAGAUGUCCCAGGCUGUGUACACUUUGGCUGAUUCUAACUCCACCAUCAGUCUUUGUAAAACUACAAGUGAAUCUACAAAUCUCUUGGAAUUUAAUUGACUCCACGUCUACAUUACUUUUAGAUAUAAUUUACUUCAUUGUGUUUCUGAAAUAUAAAAUGUUUACUGUA